AUGUAAUAAUUAGAGCAUAUAGUUCAAGAUAAUGAUUAUGUUAGUGGUUUCUGCUAAUAACAAUAGCUUUUAACAUAGACAAAUGGAUCAGUGCCUUCGACUGCUUCUUAGUAUCAUAAUAAGAAAGGUUCUUUUCAGAUACCUGACAACCUUAAAAAUCAAGUUAAGAUCCAAUUCGGAUCAGAUUCAAUCUAGUCAAGAGCAUCCUUUAUGCAGAGUUAUCAAUAGUAGUAAUCUAUGCAACCAAUUAAUGAGGUAUUCGAUAAUCUUCAUUCAAUAAAUGUUGGAAAUGUGGAUAAUAUGAUAAUAAUUGACAACUAAAUUUAGCAUCAUUAAUCUAUAUAGAAUCAGAAGAAGUUUAAAUUACUGAAGAGAGAUGCUGAAAACUUAAUAGAAAGGAUCGGUGAGCUUUAACGAGCUAAAAAUGCCUUGAAACGUAAGGAAAAAUAUGCAUAAUCUUAUAAAAAUCAAAGGAAAAUUCCUAAGCCUGAUUACACUACCAAAUAGGAUGUCACUCAAGGUACAAGCAAUAAGGAAACAAAAUAUGACAAUCAAGAUAUAAUCUAAGAAGAAAGCAGAGCAUUAAAUACCAGCUAAAAUGCUUAGAAUAGCAGUAAUAAUAAUAGCAAAUCAUUUAAGAAUUAAUAAAAUAAACUGAGUAUAAUAUUAUCUAAUAAGAAGCACGCUCUAAAGAAGAAAUAACUAGAACUUAUGAGAGAAAAAGAGUAAGUAGUAGAUGAAUUUUUAAAUUAUGUUCAACAAUCUCCGUAAUAAAAUCUAUACAAUUCGACUUAGUCAAUGAAUAUGUUCGAUCAAGAGAAAUUUAUUGAGAAAUUUCGAUCUCUAAUAAGUAAAGGGGAAAUAACUAAAAGCAGUGAGAGAAUAUUUAAGAUUUAGCAAGCUUACUCUGCUUCUUCUAAAAGUACAUAAGAAAAAUUUAAAAGCCCCAUUAAAGGUUCAAAACUUGCUAAGUCUAAAGAUAAAUAGUUUCAUAUCUAAUCAAAUGAACAAGCUUAAUUUAUCCUUAGUAAUGUUACUCCAACAUAUAAUUACAGCAAAUCUUAGAUGAAAAAUGAUAUAGACCAUUAAGUCAAAAGCGUAAAUAUUCAACAGGUUUUUACAGAUGAAAUAUCACCUUAAAAAAGUAAAUUAACCUUCUCAGGCUAGAUUCUGAAGCAAGUAUUGCAAAAUAAUCAGAUAACUAAAUAUAAGUUAACUCAAGCAAGUUUAAAAGCUUAAGGUCUUAUUAAGAAUCGGCCCAUGUCUAAACAAACUAUGUUUACUAAUUCAGGAGGUGAUCUAUUUUAGAAAGAAAUUGAUAAAAAUUAUUUGAAAAAUGAUAAGAUAGCCAAAAAACAGGUAAUUUUAAGGAACCUGCCAACAAAUUUAGAUCCUAAUUCUAAAUAAAACAACUUCUUAGAUUUUGGAUUGUGA
Messenger RNA from Stylonychia lemnae, 1434 nucleotides. The record is from the annotation of a GenBank genome assembly. NCBI's taxonomy places the organism in Eukaryota, Ciliophora, Spirotrichea, Sporadotrichida, Oxytrichidae.